Molecule: messenger RNA, 1190 nt
Organism: Salvia hispanica
Lineage: Eukaryota; Viridiplantae; Streptophyta; Magnoliopsida; Lamiales; Lamiaceae
Product: disease resistance protein RGA2-like
Molecular function (GO): ADP binding
Source: RefSeq, a predicted model, not a curated record
AAAUCCCAACGCUUGAGCACUUGUCUAAUCUCAAGUCUCUUCGUUUGAAAAAAUUGAAGAAUGUGAGGUCUAUAAAUGCUUCAUUUAAUCAUUUAACGUCACUCCAUAUAAGAGGGUUAGAUAGAUUGGAAUGCCUACCAGAAUGGUUAUUCUAUAACAAUCAAAAUCUCUCCAUUUUGAAGAUAUCAGAAUGCCGUGUGUUGAAAGAAUUACCGGAUGGCAUUGACACCCUCAAUUCUCUGGAGUGUUUGUGUAUUUGGGAUUGUGAAAAUAUGAAGUCGAUUGGGAAUCCAAGUAGUGGAGCACGGAAAUCACAUGGGGUCCUUCUUGAGCUGAGUAUUGGAGGGUGCGAAGAGCUGAUGGAAUUACCAUGUCAAAUACUAGACUCGUGGGCCCCUACAAUUGAGUAUCUUGAAUUGAUAGAAUUAAGGAGUCUGAAGAAUCUACCAGUGCUAAUUGACUGCCUCGCUAAAUCAUCUUCUCAUCUCAAAGUAUUAACAAUCCUAGGUGUUCCUAAAUUGAUGGCUGCUAGUGUUGGUGGAAUUGAGAGUUGGGAUCUUAGCAGCUUGAAAAUUUUAAGCAUAGAUGUGAGUGUGGAGUGGUCAAGAGAGGCUAGUGUUGGCAUUGCAGAGACUGUGGAUGGGAUGCUGCAAAGAUGUUGCAACUCACUUCAUGACUUGCUUUUCGCAGGGAUGGAAAAUUGGGAGUGGUUUCCCCAAUCAAUUCAAUAUCUCACUAUUCUUCAAUUCUUAAGGUUAAAGAAUAUAGGAGCAGAAGAAUUGCCCCAAUGGUUGGGGAACCUCUCAUCUCUAAGAGAGUUAUAUCUAAAAAGUUGCAACAAGUUGAAGCGCCUGCCCUUUGUGGAUGCAUUCAAACACCUCACUAAAUUAAAGCAUUUAGAAAUCAUAGAUUGCCCGGAACUACAUAUUGAUUCCGAUUGGUGCAGCCACCAUCCCCAGCUUGAAAUCAAGGUCGAUGGCCAACCUGUUAGUACGUUUUUGCAGGCCAGAGAUUGAAGUUAAGAACAGAGCUCGUACAAAGUCGAAAAAGAAGAUCCACACCAACUUCGAAACGUGCCUUGCUCAAGCAACUUAUGAUUUUGGAUGAUUGGUUGGUUUUUAUGUUGUUCCCACAUGAAUCUUGACAAAUUUGACGGACUAAUAAUACUACAUGCUAUUCCUUGUCUAUGA